Messenger RNA from Tribolium castaneum (red flour beetle), 2472 nucleotides. It is a transcript of the gene mal, whose product is annotated as maroon-like. The transcript has 8 exons. Gene Ontology annotation, molecular function: molybdenum ion binding; molybdenum cofactor sulfurtransferase activity; pyridoxal phosphate binding. The record is from RefSeq and is a predicted model, not a curated record. Gene Ontology annotation, biological process: Mo-molybdopterin cofactor biosynthetic process. Bases 154 to 2457 code for a protein of 767 amino acids. Lineage: Eukaryota; Metazoa; Arthropoda; Insecta; Coleoptera; Tenebrionidae.
UUGCUUAACUGAGAUAGUGACGUCUUAUCAUCCAAUAACUCAGAGUUUGUGGUUUCACAACAUAAUCAAUCUCCCGUUAUCGGUCCCACUUUCCAAUAUCUCGAUCUUUUAAUAUUUUAUUAUUAAACAAUCCUCAAGUGCCUUAAACAAAAGAUGGAUAAUUUUUGCAAGUUCCGUGUAAUAUAUUCCGAAAAACAGCGGGAAGCCAUUGAGACGGAAUUUGUGCGUCUUUCAGGUCAAUACUAUUUAGAGCAUGCCGGAGCUACUUUAUAUUCAGAGAAACAACUCGAGGAAAUUGCCCACCAAUUAUGUACCAACUUGUACGCAAACCCACACGCGAAAAACCUCUCCAGUAAACUAACAGAAGACGCUAUUGAUAUCGUGCGUUAUCAGCUUUUAGCCCACUUUAAAACCACCCCUGACGAAUACUCCGUCGUCUUCACAUCAGGCGCCACCGCUUCUCUGAAACUUGUUGCGGAAAAUUUCAAAUACGGACCUGACGGUAGCCUCGUCUACCUCCAAGACAACCACACGUCCGUCCUCGGCAUGCGCGCCUACGCCCCCCACACCAAGUGCAUUAAAUUCACAGAGACUUUAUCACAAUGCAAGACCGCAAAAUCGGGGAAUUCCCUGUUUGUCUUUCCCGCGCAGAGCAACUUCUCGGGGGUGAAGUACCCGCUUUCGUGGAUCAAGGCUGUUAAGAAGGGGGCCCUGGGGCCGGGGGAGUGGUACGUGGUGUUGGACGCCGCCGCUUUUGCCCCCACAGAGGUUAUGGAUUUGUCCGAAAUUAAGCCGGACUUUGUGGCGAUCUCGUUUUGCAAAAUUUUCGGGUAUCCGACCGGGCUGGGGGCGCUUUUGGUGCGAAAUGAGAGUUGUGGGGUCUUGAGGAAGAGGUAUUACGGCGGAGGGACGGUUUUUAUGGCGCAGGCGGUAAGGGAUGAGGUUGUGAUGAGGGAUGUGAUACAUGAAAGGUUUGAGGACGGUACUGUUCCAUUUCUCUCAAUUUUGGCUCUUAAGGCGGGCUUUAACACCCUCAAGCGACUGGAUUUGUCCUUCGAAACCAUCUCAAGACACACUUUUUCGUUGGCACAGUACGUCUACAGGAACUUGCUUUGUUUGCACCACUCAAACGGCAAACCUGCUGUUGUUUUGUACCACAACACCACGUUUGAAAACCCGCAAGAUCAAGGCCCCAUUGUUAAUUUUAAUAUUUUGCGCGAUAACGGCGAAUAUGUCGGUUAUGCCGAAGUGUCGCAUUUUGCAAAUUUGUAUAACAUUCAUUUGAGAACUGGGUGUUUUUGUAAUCCCGGUGCUUGUCAGUACUUUCUCAAUUUGAGUCCUGAAGAUGUGAAAAAACACUAUGAGGCAGGUCACGUGUGUGGGGACCAGCACGAUUUGGUGGAUGGGUACCCCACAGGUUCCGUCCGCGUUUCAUUUGGGUACAUGUCCCGGAAAAUUGACGCUGAUAAAUUAUUGGAAAUGGUCGAAAAUUGCUUCGUUACCAAGCCAGUGAUUAAAAAAAUCCCGCACAAGGGACGUAACGAUUAUUUAAUCCCAACCGACAGUGACUAUAAACUGGAGGAAGAACUGGACAAUAACAAUUCGGAGGGUGUUUUGAAACAGAUCAUUUUAUACCCGAUUAAAUCCUGUGGGGGUUUUUCAGUGCCACAAUGGCCACUUACCUCCACAGGUUUGAAAUUUGACCGGCAAUGGAUGAUAAUCAACUCAUCCGGCGUUGCAAUUACGCAAAAAAACAACAAAAAAAUGUGUCUCAUUCGUCCGAUCAUCGAUCUGGAAACCGAAAUGUUGUUCCUAACGUAUCCAGGUCGUAAGAGCUUCCACGUUCCGAUAAAUGUCUCUUCGUAUUCGCAAAAUGUCGCGUCUCUCUGUCAGAGUAAAGUUUGCGGGGAUAAAAUCGAAGGGUGGGAUUGCGGGGAUGAAGUUUCUGAUUGGUUAAGUGAAGUUUUGGAAUGUCCGGGAGUCCGUUUGUUGAAACAGUGCGACGAAAACGAGAAAAUCUUCACGAGGAAGAGCACGAAAAAUGACGAAAUUCAGCUGUCGCUGGUCAAUAAAGCUCAAUUUUUGUUAAUAAACGAGGCCAGUGUAGAGUGGUUGAGGGGGCAAAUCCGUGAGGAGGAGUUUUUUGAGGAGUUGGGGACGACGAUUCAGAGAUUCCGAGCGAAUUUUGUUGUCAGGUUUAAUAAGGAAUUUACGGAAAAUGAGUUCGGCGAGUUUAUUUUUGACGACAUUGCGUUUGAGGCCGGGGGAGUGUGUACAAGGUGCCAAAUGAUUUGCAUUGAUCAAACUACCGGAACCACUUCAAAAGAGCCUUUACUAACGCUGUCUAAAUGUUUCAAAGGGAAAAUCACGUUUGGCGUUUAUUUAAAUCGGACCAAAUAUGAUUUCGAGCGAUGUCUUUACGUCGGAUCCAAAGUCAAUGGAACAAAACUGAAAUAAAUUUUUAUAUUUUUA